This is a messenger RNA of Chenopodium quinoa (quinoa), 2103 nucleotides long. Its product is annotated as 7-deoxyloganetic acid glucosyltransferase-like. NCBI's taxonomy places the organism in Eukaryota, Viridiplantae, Streptophyta, Magnoliopsida, Caryophyllales, Amaranthaceae. The record is from RefSeq and is a predicted model, not a curated record. Bases 224 to 1729 code for a protein of 501 amino acids. The transcript has 2 exons. Gene Ontology annotation, molecular function: UDP-glycosyltransferase activity.
UAAGACAAUAAGCAAUACGUUCAUUUAUUUUAUUUUUUUAAAAGUUGUAAAACAGCUAAUAACGUUAAUAUUAAUUUAAUACCCAACCUAACAUUAUUAAUGAUGUACCCAAUUCGACCUCAUCAAACCCGACCUGAGUACUUGAAUUGAUACCUCUAGCCAAUACUUAUAGUGCUUGCAUCAGUUUCUCAGCUAUACCUCAGAAUUCCAAGCCCAAAUUCUGAUGGCAAAAAUGGAGCACCAAUCUUCUCCUACACCUCAUGUGCUCAUCUUUCCACUACCUGUACAAGGCCAUGUAACCCCUAUGCUACACCUUGCUGAACUUCUUUGUCUUGCUCAUCUUCAGGUGACUUUCCUGAAUACAAACCACAACCACCAACUUCUCACCCAAAACACCAACAUUGAAGCUCGUUUUUCCCGCUACCUGGGUUUCACGUUUAAGACGAUACCUGAUGAUUGGCCGCCCCAAAACCGACCUCGGCCACAGGCUAGUAAUGUCAAUAUCAUGAAAAUCUUGAAGGCGAUGGUUGAGGGGAUGGCACCAAGGGCUGAACCCCUUAUAAGAGAGCUUCUGUUUGGAACAACAGAAACAGAUAAGGUUACCUGUUUCAUCAUAGAUGGGUGGUUGAGCUUUGCUUAUGAUCUAGCAAAAGAAGCUGAGGUACCAGUUAUUGCAUUCAGGUGUUCCAGUGCAUGUGGUAAUUGGUCUUAUUUCUGUAUUCCACAGCUCAUUGAAGCAGGAGAAGUGCCUUUCAAAGAGAAUGAAGAAAUGGAUCGGAUAGUAUGUAAUGUACUAGGGAUGGAAAGCUUUCUUCGCUACCGUGAUCUUCCCAGCUUCUGCCGAGGCAAAGACAAGUCCUCCUGUGACGAUCUUAGACAAUAUUUUAUGAGAGAGGUACAACAAACCAAGCAGGCCCAGUUUCUCAUUCUCAAUACAUUUGAGGACUUGGAGGGUCCAAUUCUGUCUCAAAUCCGAUCACAAUGCUCACAGGUUUACCCCAUCGGACCACUACAUGCACACCUAAAAUAUAGACUUGGCAAGGAGGAAACACCACUGUCCAACAAUUCAUCUAGUAGCCUGUGGGAAGUGGAUAAAAGUUGCACAUCAUGGUUGGACCUUAAGCCGGACAAGUCUGUCAUCUACGUAAGCUUUGGCAGCACAACUACCUUCACAGCUGACCAACUCAUGGAACUUUGGGCUGGUCUAGUGCAGAGUAAGAAGUACUUCCUGUGGGUAGUAAGGCCUAACAUCAUCGCAAGUAGCCUAGAUGGUCCAAUUCCAGAAGACCUUUUGGAGGGAACCAAGAAGAGAGGAUACAAGGUGAAAUGGGCCCCACAAGAUGAGGUCUUAGCUCACCGAGCCAUUGGCGGGUUUUUGACCCACAGUGGGUGGAACUCAACUCUAGAGAGCAUAAUAGCAGGGGUGCCAAUGCUUUGUUGGCCUUACUUUUCUGAUCAGCAAGUGAACAGCAGGUUUGUCAGUCAAGUCUGGGGAAUUGGCUUAGAUAUGAAGGAUACAUGUGAUAGAUCAAUAGUGGAGAAGAUGAUCAAUGAGGUAAUGGACGAGAAGAAGGAAGAACUGUGCAGAUCAAUGGAUAAUAUAUCACAAGCAGCGAAGAGAAGUAUUGCUGAAGGCGGGUCCUCAUAUUCUAAUCUUAACCAUUUAAUUGACGAAAUACAAGCCAUGUCCAAGAAAGGGGGACUUAAGAGUUCAUCCUCACAUCAAUGAAGGCAAAAAGGUGAGCAACUAACUAGUAUUCAAAAAAGCAGUGUAGCUAACGCUUUCCUACAAGUGAGUGAGACCGGGGCGGGCUCACCAACGUUAAAGUUUAAGCUUUUAAUGAAUUUCCUUCCUUGAUCAGGGAAUAAGGAGUUUGUUAUUUCUCAAAAAGCAGAGGAAGUCUUAAACAUGUGCCUCAGAAAAGACAUUGUUCUUUAGUUGAGUUUGUUAGUAGCAAUUCAUUUUACAAGAAAUAGGACAUUUCUAUGUUAAUAAUAAGCCUUGUCAUUCAAAUAAUGUGCCAGGUGAGAAUAUAGGCUAAAGGCCUGAAGCAUUUUCUACAAGAAUUAUUUACUAAGUAUAAAAUAUACUAUGUCAAAAGA